Amborella trichopoda is the source of this 2650-nucleotide messenger RNA. It is a transcript of the gene MFP2, whose product is annotated as multifunctional protein 2. Gene Ontology annotation, biological process: fatty acid beta-oxidation. The record is from RefSeq and is a predicted model, not a curated record. Gene Ontology annotation, cellular component: peroxisome. NCBI's taxonomy places the organism in Eukaryota, Viridiplantae, Streptophyta, Magnoliopsida, Amborellales, Amborellaceae. Gene Ontology annotation, molecular function: (3S)-3-hydroxyacyl-CoA dehydrogenase (NAD+) activity; NAD+ binding.
AGUUCAGCGGACUUCAUUUAUCUGGUGUGAGUGAGGCCGCAUUAUAACAGCACCAUCUCUUUGCUUCUCUGUUGCUCCGGUAUCCAAACUUCCUCAGAGAUUGGGCUUCUUCUGCUUUUGAGGGAGACAGAGAGAGAGAGACUUAGAGAGAGAUGGGAAGCAAGGGGAGGACGGCGAUGGAGGUUGGACCAGAUGGGGUGGCUCUUAUAACCAUCAUUAAUCCGCCUGUUAAUUCUCUCUCCAUUGAUGUGUUGCAAAGUAUAAAGGCAAAUUAUGAGGAAGCUUUACAAAGAAAUGAUGUGAAGGCGAUUGUUAUUACGGGUUCGAAAGGAAAAUUUUCUGGAGGUUUUGACAUCACUAAUAUAGAGGGAAUUCAAAUGGGAAAGGGGGCACAGCCAAAGAAGGGUUACAUUUCUGUGGAAAUCAUCACCGAUUUGUUGGAAGGAGCACGGAAACCAUCUGUGGCAGCAGUUGAUGGCCUUGCUUUAGGUGGUGGACUUGAGAUUGCAAUGGCUUGUCAUGCCAGAAUCUCAACUUCUUCUGCUCAACUCGGAUUGCCAGAGCUUCAACUAGGAAUAAUUCCUGGAUUUGGAGGCACUCAGCGACUUCCUCGCCUUGUGGGUCUUACAAAGGCCCUUGAAAUGAUCCUGCUGUCCAAGCCAAUAAAGGGUGAGGAGGCCCAUAAUCUUGGGCUUGUGGAUGAAUUGGCCCCACCAGAUAAAUUGGUGAAUACUGCCAGACGUUGGGCGCUGGACAUUGCUGAGUUCAGAAAGCCAUGGGUCGCCAGUCUCUACAAAAGUGACAAGCUGGAGCCCUUAGGCGAAGCAAAGCAGAUACUCAAGUUUGCAAGAGUUCAGGCACAAAAACAAGCUGCCAAUCUCCAACAUCCAUUGGUCUGCAUUGAUGUUAUUGAAGAGGGUAUUGUUUCUGGUCCCCGAGCUGGACUUUGGAAGGAGGCUGAUGCUUUCCAGCAAUUGCUGUUCUCCGACACUGCAAAGAGCUUGGUUCAUAUUUUCUUUGCACAGCGUGCUACCUCAAAGGUGCCUGGAAUAACUGACCUGGGCUUGAUGCCAAGAAAGAUACACAAGGUUGCUAUUAUUGGCGGGGGGUUGAUGGGUUCUGGAAUUGCAACUGCCUUGAUACUGAGUGGCUAUCCUGUCCUCGUCAAGGAAGUAAAUGCUCAAUUCCUACAGGCAGGAAUGGACCGUGUCAAAGCAAAUUUACAAAGUCGUGUCAAGAAAGGAAAAAUGACACAGGAGAAGUUUGAGCGGACAUUCUCUCUGAUUAAAGGUGUUCUUGAUUAUGAAAGCUUUAGAGAUGUGGACAUGGUCAUUGAGGCUGUUAUUGAGAAAGUGUCGCUCAAGCAACAAAUUUUUGCGGAUCUUGAAAAGUACUGCCCACCCCAUUGCGUCCUUGCUACUAAUACUUCCACAAUUGACUUGAAUUUGAUUGGGCAACAGACAAACUCUCGUGAGCGCAUAGUUGGUGCUCAUUUUUUCAGCCCUGCUCAUAUCAUGCCACUCUUGGAAAUAGUGAGAGCAGAAAGGACUUCACCCCAAGUGAUUGUUGACCUGAUGGAUGUUGGAAAGAAAAUUCGUAAGACUCCCAUUGUGGUUGGAAACUGCACUGGGUUUGCAGUCAACCGGAUGUUCUUCCCUUACACGCAGUCGGCUCUCCUGUUGGUUGAUCAUGGUCUUGAUGUUUAUCAGAUUGAUCGUGCAAUCACCAAAUUUGGAAUGCCGAUGGGACCGUUCAGGUUGGUUGAUCUGGUUGGUUUCGAGGUGGCAGUUGCGACAGGCAUCCAAUACCUGGAAAACUUCCCUGAAAGAGUUUACAAAUCAAUGCUGAUACCGAUUAUGGCUGAAGACAAGAGGGCAGGUGAAAAGACCAAAAAAGGUUUCUACAUAUACGAUGAUAAGCGCAAGGCCCGUCCAGACCCUGCAAUAAAGAAAUACAUUGAGAAGUCACAAUCAAUGGCUGGAAUCAAUCUCGACCCCAAGUUGAUGAAAUUGUCGGAUAAAGAUAUCAUAGAGAUGGUUUUCUUUCCGGUCGUCAACGAGGCUUGUCGUGUCCUUGCUGAAGGAAUCGCAGUUAAAGCAUCUGAUCUCGACAUUGCCUCUGUUAUGGGCAUGGGGUUCCCCCCAUACAGGGGAGGAGUUGUGUUUUGGGCCGAUUCGUUUGGAGCCAAGUACAUCUGCUCAAGAUUGGCGGAGUGGUCGAGAACAUAUGGUGGUUUCUUUAAACCAUGUGCCUACUUGGAAGAAAGGGCAGCUGGUGGCUUAUCUCUGAGUGCCCCACUCCAGCAAGCAAGACCUCGAAUGUAAGUCUCAGCUUGAAGAACAUUAGCAGUUGGUUUAAUGUUUGCUUCUUUUUCUUGUCCAUUGGCUCCAAAUCACCCUAUAGAUCGAAGGGUGGGCCAAGGAUACAGUCAAUAAUGGGAGGGAAGAUCUAGAGAAGCCAUUGUUGUUUUCUGCUAAUAACCGACCACGUAACAAGCCUAGUUUUAGUUGAUGAGUUCAUAUAAUUGGCAUAUAAGGACUGCAUGUAUUUCUAAUGAACUUAUAUAAUGUAAUGCUGGUGAAUGGUAUGGGAGUUUCUUUAAUGUCGGUACUUUAAUUAUAGUAAUGCAAGUCUUAUACGGCUAUAGAAA